UAAACAAGUCAAAGGAGAAAUCUUGGCUACCGGAAAAGAUUGGACUGAAGCCUGAAAGUAAGAAAAUGGACAAAGUAAUUCAAAAAAAGUUGCUGUGGCCUUGAGGGGUUCCCCCUCCACAUGUGUGGAAUGACUAAGCCAGAUAAGGAGGAGAAAGAAAAGGACUUGGAAUGUCAUGUUUAGUGAGUUCCUGCAAGCCAGUGCUGCAUGAGACUGUGAGCAAAGGGCCUGAAGGGUGAACAUUGCAGACAGCCUGGAGAAGGAAAGAAUGAACAAGAGCGUUCCAGCAGGAAAAGGAGAUUCAUCAGGACAUAAUGGGGCUUCUCUGGCAGCACAAACAGAUGCUGCGACUCUUGUGGACCUACAGGUUCAACAAUCACCAGCUCACUUCCCUUUGUACUCCACAGAAAACUUCCAUUAUAGCAUCCAAAUGGCGUUGGGUGCCACAUCCCUACCCCUACCACUCUGCCCUGACAUAAGGGCAACCACUGCUUCAUGUACACUGACCUGUGAAAGCCAUAGCUGCUAUAUGUAUAGAUGAUAUUAACAGUCUUCUUGAGCAACAAUGAACAGAUUUUGACAGAAGUUCCAAUUACACCAGAAACAACCUGUCGAGAUGUCGUGGAGUUCUGCAAAGAACCCGGCGAAGGAAGUUGCCAUCUGGCUGAAGUGUGGCGUGGAAAUGAACGCCAUAUACCCUUUGAUCACAUGAUGUAUGACCAUCUACAGAAGUGGGGACCCCGCAGGGAAGAAGUGAAAUUUUUUCUUCGGCAUGAGGAAUCUCCAGCUGAAAGCAAUGAACAGAGUGGGCGUCAGACCCAAAAUCAGAGAAAUGGAAUAAAUAUACCUGUGGAGAAACGUACAGAGAAUGGGGUUGGGAAUCCACGUGUUGAACUCACACUCUCAGAACUUCAAGAUAUGGCUGCCAGACAACAGCAGCAGAUUGAAAACCAACAGCAAAUGUUGGUUGCUAAGGAACAACGUUUACGUUAUCUGAAGCAGCAAGAACGCCGUCAGCAGCAGUCUAUUUCUGAGAGUGAAAAGCUUCAAAAACUUAAAGAACGGGUGGAGACCCAGGAGUCAAAGCUGAAAAAAAUACGUGCCAUGAGAGGACAAGUGGACUACAGCAAGAUCAUGAAUGGCAAUCUGUCUACUGAAAUUGAGCAUAUCAGUGCCAUGUUCCAGGAGAAGCAGCAGGAGUUACAAGCUGCAGUGUUAAAAGUGGAUCAGCUAACUCAGCAAUUGGAGGACUUAAGGAAAGGGAAAUUGAAUGGAUUCCAAUCUUAUAACGGACAGAUGACAGGACCUGCAGCUGUAGAAUUAAAAAAGUUGUACCAAGAACUACAGAUUCGUAAUAGGCUUAACCAGGAGCAGAACUCCAAGCUUCAGCAGCAGAAAGAACUUUUAAACAAACGUAACAUGGAAGUGGCUAUGAUGGACAAGCGUAUCAAUGAGCUGCGUGAGCGACUAUACAAGAAAAAAGUUGAGGCACGUCAAAAAGAAAACAUUCCUUUAAAUCGUAUUAAUGGAACAUCAUCGCCCCAAUCAUCUCUGACUGCUUCAGGAAGAGUUGCAGCAGUGGGGCCUUACAUCCAAGUUCCUAGCGCUGGCAGUUAUGCUGUACCAGUAGACCCAGUGAAACCACAGUCUCUCACCAUUGCUUCCACUGCGACUCAUGGGAGAUCAAAAUCUGAGACAGAUUAUGGGUGUGUGAAAAAAUCUCCAGGAACCUGGAAGAUUUCUGAUUUAGACAUAAUAGUGGAUCCUAUUCUGUCACCUCCCACUUCCUCUCUUCAGUCUGCUGUUCAAAGUGUCAUCUGCCUGGCACCUACUCUGUCUGACACCCUGCACUAUGAUGGUAAUAAAAACAAGGUGCACAGUUUAUGGACAGUGUCAGAUCUUGAUGUCGGCCCUGACUACAGCACUUCCUGGCAUUCUGCAAACUCUGAAAAGCAGUUUCUGGACUCUAAUGAUGGAAAUUGGCCGACACUUAAACAGAGUUCAACUCCCGUGGUAAAACCACCUCAAAUCUCCAAUGCAGACUGGAAGGAAUCAAGCAUGGAUACUGCUUUAAAACAAGGAACUGUAUCCAGUCAACCUUUGCCAUCUUCAGUAUUAGGAAGUACUGAUAAACUGGGCCUUGAUAUGGGGAAAGUGCCACCUACUAUCCCUGGUGUAAGUAAGCAGUUGCCUCAAAACUAUGGAACCUAUCCAAGCCCUGUUCCUUUAGGAACAGGUUCUACAAAUUCACUGGAAAGGCGGAAGGAUGGCAGCCUACCAAGACCUGGCUCCAGUAUAACAAAUCGGCAAAGACCUAUUCCAUUACCACCAUCGAGCAAUAUACAUCAGCCUAGUUCCUCACAGCAGAUACAACAGAGAAUUUCUGUACCUCCUAGCCCUACUUAUCAACCUUCUGGUCCCUCCUCAUUUCCUGGCGGAGAUGGCAGGCCUGAGCUCCCUUUAACUGUGGCUAUCAGGCCUUUUCUAGCUGAUAAAGGAUCAAGGCCUCAGUCUCCAAGAAAAGGACCUCAAACAGUGAACUCCAGUUCCAUCUACUCAAUGUAUCUUCAGCAAGCAACACCACCAAAGAACUAUCAACAGGCUGUAUACAAUACCCUAAAUAAAUCAGUAAAAGCAGUUUAUGGAAAACCUGUCCUACAGUCUGGAUCAACCUCUCCAUCACCUUUACCAUUCCUUCAUGGAUCUUUGCCCACCCACACAUCACAGCCACAGUCUCAGCCUCAGAUUGAGUUCACUGAAAAAGAUCAAGAGCUGGAAAACAUUCCACCAUCAGGUGAAAAUAGCAAUGUGGAAAACAUUCCUCGCCCUCUCAGUCCUACUAAGCUUACACCUAUUGUGCAUUCACCCCUACGAUAUCAAAGUGAUGCUGAUCUUGAAGCUCUUAGAAGAAAAUUAGCCAAUGCUCCUAGGCCAUUAAAGAAGCGUAGCUCUAUCACUGAACCUGAAGGGCCUAGUGGACCAAAUAUACAGAAGCUACUGUAUCAGCGCUUUAAUACACUUGCUGGAGGAAUAGAAAGUGCUCCUUUUUAUCAACCAAGCAACCCACAGGAAUUUAUAGGCAACUUAGCAGAUGUUGAUAAUGGAAACACUGGCACCAAUGGCAAUAUUGAAGAACCUAUUUCUGUGCAACCCACAGUUGCUCUUCCUGAUGAACCUCCUCCUUCAUCAGAUGCCAAUGAUAAUGAAUUACCUUCUCCUGCCACUGAGGAACUGAUUAGCACUGAAACCACUAACCAAACCUCUGAGACAACUGAAGACAAUAAUAACAAUCCUGCUGUAGUCCCUUCCACUGAGCAAUCACCCAGUCCCAUACCUGAGGUCAGCUCCCCAGUAGAAGAUGAAGUUUCGGUGCCACCAGCUGUUCCUCCUCCACUUCCUCCAACUAAACGUACCAACCUGAAGAAACCUAACUCUGAACGAACUGGUCACGGUUUGAGGGUAAAGUUCAACCCUUUAGCCCUCCUGCUUGAUGCUUCUUUGGAGGGAGAAUUUGAUCUGGUACAAAGGAUCAUUUAUGAGGUUGAUGAUCCCAGCAAACCGAAUGAUGAAGGAAUUACCCCUUUGCAUAAUGCAGUGUGUGCUGGUCAUCACCACAUUGUAAAGUUCCUGCUUGAUUUUGGUGUUAAUGUGAAUGCAGCAGACAGUGAUGGAUGGACGCCUUUGCAUUGUGCAGCUUCUUGCAAUAGUGUUCAUCUCUGUAAACUACUUGUAGAAUCCGGGGCAGCAAUUUUUGCUUCAACUAUAAGUGAUAUAGAAACUGCUGCGGACAAGUGUGAGGAGAUGGAGGAGGGUUAUAUUCAGUGUUCCCAGUUUCUGUACGGAGUACAGGAGAAGUUGGGAGUCAUGAACAAAGGAGUAGUGUAUGCUCUAUGGGAUUAUGAAGCCCAGAAUAAUGAUGAGUUGUCAUUCCAUGAAGGAGAUGCCAUUACUAUCCUGAGACGUAAGGAUGAUAAUGAAACAGAAUGGUGGUGGGCUCGACUCAAUGAUAAAGAAGGCUAUGUGCCUAAAAAUCUUUUGGGGCUAUAUCCAAGAAUAAAGCCUAGGCAGCGAACCCUUGCUUGAAUUCAGUUGUUUGGCAGUGCAAAACAUGGCUGGUAACUGGAAGCUUAAGCCCACACUGGAGUCAUCCUUUUCUAUCACAUUUCAACUGGAGAAAUAAAAUUAUAAUCUUUGUUUUUAA
This is a messenger RNA of Trachemys scripta elegans, 4201 nucleotides long. It is a transcript of the gene PPP1R13B, whose product is annotated as protein phosphatase 1 regulatory subunit 13B. The coding region runs from base 538 to 4083 and encodes 1181 amino acids. Gene Ontology annotation, molecular function: transcription factor binding; p53 binding. Gene Ontology annotation, cellular component: nucleus. The transcript has 20 exons. The record is from RefSeq and is a predicted model, not a curated record. Gene Ontology annotation, biological process: regulation of apoptotic process; apoptotic process; negative regulation of cell cycle. Lineage: Eukaryota; Metazoa; Chordata; Testudines; Emydidae.